Blastomyces dermatitidis ER-3 is the source of this 2874-nucleotide messenger RNA. RefSeq lists its product as uncharacterized. The record is from RefSeq and is a predicted model, not a curated record. Lineage: Eukaryota; Fungi; Ascomycota; Eurotiomycetes; Onygenales; Ajellomycetaceae. Gene Ontology annotation, molecular function: double-stranded DNA binding. Bases 1 to 2874 code for a protein of 957 amino acids. The transcript has 6 exons. Gene Ontology annotation, biological process: maintenance of mitotic sister chromatid cohesion; mitotic sister chromatid cohesion. Gene Ontology annotation, cellular component: chromatin; SMC loading complex.
AUGAAUUUCAAGGGAGAUGUCCCAACUUGGAUUGGAGCUAUGACAUCACUUGUAUCAGGUCACCUGACCCGAGACGCGAAAUCUAGCGCUCAGGCGUCUAUCUGUCCCAAACAGGAAAUUUGGAGCGCGGAACGCAGGCGAGAGGACGACGACGUAGAAGUAUCUGGAUUAUCGCUAUAUAGAAAAAGCCUGGGCCACUUGUUUACAUCAAAGGCCUCUUCUCCCGGCUCCGCGAUCAUGCCCUACCAACCUCCGCAUGGUGGUCAAAACCCCCUCUACCCUCACCAUUCACCACCGUUCCAAGCGAAACAGGAACCCCGAAUACCUCCACAGCAUCAACAUGAUUUUGGCCCAAAUACUGCCUAUCCAGCGUAUCACAAGCCUCCCGUCCACCCCCAGGUCAUCUUACCCACGUCUACCUACAUACCACAGCAAUAUUCACCCCAUCCGCAACAGCAACCACUGAACCAACCUCCAAAUUAUGCACCUCGACCUAUCCAAGCUCGCCCUCCACCCUCCGCCAACAAUGCGCCUCUUCACUAUGGCGGAGCUCCACCCCCGCAAUACUAUCCCGCCCAAAAUCUGCCCGAAACAUAUCCGUCACCGCAGCCAUUUUCCGCUCAACAACCUCCACUAUCACAGUCACAACUACAACCUCAACCCCCGUCCUAUUCUCCACCUCCCCAUACGUAUCCUCAGGUGGUUAUACCUCAUCAGCCCGUUUUACAUCAACAUAGGGCAGUUAGCGCUGCCCAACAACGCAGCACGUCAGUACCGAAAUCUCAACCCAAAAAAUCACAAUCCCUAAAACACAUGCGUUCUAAAUCCCCGGUUAAGAUGACACAGCCUCAACUGCUCCCCGCGGCCCCUGGGAAGCCGGCAAUUGAUUCUCAUGUGCUACUCUUGUCACUAGCAGAUGAGUAUAUUGAUGCAGCGCACAGUCAGGGAACGGCACUGGCAGUUGCGCGGGAAGAGGCUGAGACAGAUGAAUAUUAUAAGCUGAUCGCGACGGGAUUGGCAUGUCUGGAAGCGGUGCUGAAGAACUCGAAAUUACCACCGCGAACGGAAGCCCUGGUGCGACUACGGUAUGCCCGAAUACUGUACGAAGAAACAGAGAAUGACUCCGAAGCGGAGACUGCACUUAGUAAAGGGGUUGAUUUAUGUGAAAGGAACCGAAUGUACGAUUUGAAAUAUUGUAUGCAGCAACUCCUAGCCCGCAUAUUGUAUAAAUCCAAUCCAAGGGCGGCAAUGAAACACGUGGAUGGAGUUAUCCGUGACGUUGAGGGCUAUCGUCAUACUGCUUGGGAGUAUGCAUUCCGCUUACUUCGAGUGACCCUCUCACUUUCAUCCCCAGCACAGCAAGAUACUGCAGCGGCGUUACAAAACCUACAGAAAGUAUCCUCUCUCGCUAGUCGCAACGGUGACAAGGCUAUUUUUGUUGUUUCGGCAGUAAUCGAAGCUUUGGUACGCCUGCAGCAUUCGUCAGGCCAUGAUUCGAUUGAGCAGGCACAGCGUGCCUUAGCUACUGCUAGGAGCUACCAGCUCGACAACAAGGUGCUCGACAUCCCACAAAUAAGCACAAUGAUUCAGAUGAUGGAUAUCUGCUGUAGCCUGCUCGAGUAUGACGUGAAGCAAUCAUCAGAAAAGCUUCAGAUAAUGCAGAAAGUAAUGGAUCAGAAGAUUGAUGAUCCUCACUGGCAAAAUGAUGGGAGCUUUUCAGUACCCCUCAGUCAUAAAACUAUAUCACCCUCAGCCGUGGAGCCAACAGAUAUACUACGAGUCGAGAAUGGAAAUGUAUUAUUGACCCUGCGCUGGCUUCCUGAGCAUGAUCUUUACGCUCUUUGCUAUUUCUUGAGCUCAGUUACUCUGACUGCGAAGAAUUCGCAUGACGGGCAUAAGGCUGAGAAGUAUCUUAGCGAGGGCUUAAAUAUGAUACGGGGUAACUUUAAAAGCCCACAGGAAAUUCCCGAAUCCUUAGCAUACGCUACUACAAGGAUUGCAUGGCGACGGUCUUUAUAUUGCAAUAUGCUCUUGCAAUUAAUCUUCCUUGCUUGCGCCCGAACAGAUUGGGCGCUGGCUCGUCGGACACUAAAAGAGUUAAAGUCAACCGUCUCCGAGUUAGAAGGUAAAAUAGAUGAAACAACCACGUGCCUCAUGGAGUAUGCAAGCGGCAUCAUAUCCCAGGGAACAGGCGAUCUGAAGACGGCACUCGCAACAUUCCAACUACCUAUCUUUGCCCUUAACCACUCUAUCAGUAAAUCUUCCCGCAACGACCCUCGCCGGGAUACAGCCAUUCUCGCUGCUCUCAAUUCUGCACUUAUAUUACGCGAUCCAUCCCGCCCCUCUCACUCCCACUCCGCCGCCUCCAAAGUACUUUCUACAAUCGAACCAUACUGCCGCACCAGCCCUAACAGAUACAUCCAAGCUGCCUAUUUCCUAAUCUCAGCAACAACGCACACUGAAUCCACAAUCCAAACCAAACACGAUUUACAUCAUUCUCUCCAAGCUGCCAUAGCAAUCGGUAACAGUCAGGUAACCUGUAUUGCACUUACAUUCAUGAGCUGGAAAUACUUCCGCGGCGUCGUCGGCGAACAAUCGGAGAAAAGCGCUAGGGCCGCGAGAGCAAUGGCGGGAAAGGCAGAUGACAAAUUGUGGAUUAGCGUGACGGGGGAUCUAUUGGCGGCCACGCUGGACUCUCAAGGGAAAUCGAGAGAGGCUCAUGCCACUCGUGAGCAAGCAGAUGUUGCGCUGCUGGGAUUGCCGCCUGUGCUGAAGAAGAUGAAAUCGGGUAAUAGCAAUCACUCUCAUAGUCAGGGUGGCAGUAGUGCGGGACGGUCGUCGUCGGAAAUGACCAUGAAGGCAGUAGAGAUUUGA